This is a messenger RNA of Hipposideros armiger (great roundleaf bat), 5420 nucleotides long. RefSeq names its product WWC family member 3 (gene WWC3). The record is from RefSeq and is a predicted model, not a curated record. Gene Ontology annotation, cellular component: cytoplasm. Bases 247 to 3792 code for a protein of 1181 amino acids. The transcript is spliced from 25 exons. Gene Ontology annotation, molecular function: kinase binding; molecular adaptor activity. Gene Ontology annotation, biological process: cell migration; negative regulation of organ growth; regulation of DNA-templated transcription. Lineage: Eukaryota; Metazoa; Chordata; Mammalia; Chiroptera; Hipposideridae.
GCGCCUCCCGCGCCCUCCGCGCCGCCCCGGGCCCGGGAGAGCGCCGAGCUGCCGCUGCCCGCUGGCUGGGAGGAGGCGCGCGACUACGACGGCCGCGUCUUCUACAUCGACCACAACACGCGCCAGACGUCGUGGAUCGACCCUCGCGACCGGAUAACAAAGCCAUUGACCUUUGCUGAUUGUGUUGGGGACGAACUUCCUUUAGGAUGGGAAACUGUAUAUGAUAAACAAAUUGGAAUUUAUUACAUGGACCACAUAAAUAAGCUUACCCAGAUUGAGGAUCCCAGAGAACAGUGGAGGCGAGAGCAGGAACGGAUGUUGAAGGAAUAUUUAAUUGUAGCCCAGGAGGCUCUCAAUGCCAAGAAAGAAAUCUACCAGAUUAAGCAGCAGCGGUUCGAGCUGGCUCAGGAGGAGUACCAGCAGCUGCACAGAAUGUGCGAGGACGACAGCCGCUCCUACGCCAGCUGUCUCCAAAGCGGCUCUCCAAUCAGUGUUUCCAAGCAUGGAACGGGAGAAGGACGUAUCAGAAAGACUUGGAAGGAAGUUUCUUGCCAACGAUUGAGAGGAAAAAUUGCCUCAAGAGAAGCCUUCUCUGGAUAUUCAACAAACACAAAGUACGACCCACACCAAAUUAAAGCAGAAAUAGCCAGUCGCCGGGACAGGCUUUCCAGAUUAAAGCGAGAGCUGACCCAGAUGAAGCAAGAACUGCAGUACAAAGAGAAGGGAGUGGAGACCCUGCAAGAGAUUGAUCGUAAGAUGUCAAAUGCUCAUACCAACUACAAACUGGACGAGGCACAGGCUAUAAUGAACGAGCUCCGGACCAUCAAGAAAGCCAUUUGUACAGGCGAGAAGGAGAGGCGGGACCUGAUGCAAAGCCUGGCCAAGCUCACUGACGGCUUCAAGAACAGCUUCUCUCUCACCGACCAUCUGCAAGAGUUCCCUCACCACCCAGGCAGUGGUGAUUCUUUACCUCAGCAGUUCUGCGACGCUGGGUCUCAAACCGACAUCAUCGGAGAGUUUGUCUUUGACGAUAAAACAAGACUUGUAGACCGAGUCAGACUUAAUUGGCAGUACGAGGAAGCCAGGAAGAGAGUCUCCAAUAUCCAGCAGCAGCUGGCCCAGCUUGAUAACGAGUCCUGGCCGGGCAUGGCUGAGGCCGACAAGGACCGGCUGCAGCUCAUCAAGGAGAAGGAAGCCCUGCUUCAAGAGCUGCAGCUCAUCAUCCAGCAGAGAAGACCGGCAGAAGACGUGGCCCGGCUGGAAGAGGAGAGGAGGCGCUUGGAGGAGGAGAUCCAGCGAGCCCGGGCCACGUCUGUGCAGGGUGCCACAGAAAGAAUUCUACUUCAGGAAAAAAGAAAUUGUCUACUUAUGCAGCUGGAAGAAGCUACCCGUUUAACAUCCUAUCUCCAGUCCCAGUUAAGAAGCUUGUCUGCCAGCACCCUGACGGUGUCCUCGGGGAGCAGCCGUGGGUCUCUGGCCUCCAGCCGGGGCUCACUCGCCUCCAGCCGGGGUUCCUUGAGCUCCGUCAGCUUCACUGACAUCUACGGCCUGCCACAGUAUGACAAACCUGAUGUCGAGUGCAGCCAGCUUCUGCGCUUUGAUCUGCUUCCCUUUGACUCCCUGGCGCGAGAGGCCCCCUUCUCAGACCCUCCGGGCCCCGCGGGCUUCCACAAGCAGAGGCGCUCCCUGGAUACGCCCCAGUCCCUGGCGUCUCUGUCCUCCCGCUCCUCCCUGUCCUCCCUGUCUCCCCCGAGCUCGCCCUUGGACACACCCUUCCUCCCGGCCUCUCGCGACUCGCCCUUGGCCCCGUUGGGGGACAGUUUGGAGGUGCCAGGCCUGGGUGCCCUAGACAGACUGCGGGCUCAGGCCUCUGCCCUGGGGGAUGAAGACUUGCCGGGCACGGCAUCCUUUCAGCCACACACAUUCCCCGUGGACAGGGAAGGACCUCGCGAGCGAGGACCCCAAGUGGCUGCCGCUCCCACGGGCACAGCAGUGACCCUUCGAGAAGACAGCGCCAAGAGGCUGGAGAGGAGAGCGCGCCGCGUCUCUAAGUGCCUGUCGGAUUAUUCGCUGGCGAGCGAUAGCGGGGUAUUUGAACCUCCAACCAAAAGGAAUGAAGAUGCUGAUGAGUCUGCACAUGGAGACACUUGUGCUGUGGAAGGGCCCCAGAUCCACGUUGGAUUUUGGCACGACAGUACCAGCGAAUGUCUCCUUGUGAAUGUGCUCCAACUGAAGAACUUUGCCGGGCUGGUCGUGAAGGAAGACUGCAAAAUACACAUCCGAGUCUAUUUGCCACCACUGGACUCUGGGACACCAGACACUUACUGCUCCAAAGCUGUGGAAUUCCAGGCCCCGCUGGUAUUUAAUGACGUUUUCAGAAUCCCUGUGCAUUCAAGCAUGCUGACGUUGAAGUCCCUUCAAUUAUAUGUAUGUUCAGUGAAUCCGCAGCUGCAGGAGGAACUGCUGGGCAUAGCUCAAAUUAACUUGGCCGAAUGUGAUGGUCCGAGUGAAAUGCAGCUGCGCUGGUACUCGGUCCAGGUGUUCACCAGCCCUGAGCCACCCAGGGCGAGGGAGAGGGAGCGGGCCGGGGAAAGCGGCGCCCGGGAGCCUGCGCACACCACCGCUGCCGUUGCUGCUGCCACCACUGCUGCCACUGCCAUCACCGCCACCACCUCCGCCACUGCCACCACCACCACCGCCGCGACCACCACCGCUGCUGCCGCUGCCGCCGCCGCCGCUGCCGCCGCUGCCACCACCACCGCUGCUGCCGCCGCCGCUGCUGCCGCCUGGAAGUCGGACGCUGUGACGGUGCUGCUGGCUAGAACCACAGCCCAGCUGCAGGCAGUGGAGAGAGAGCUGGCCGAGGAGCGGGUGAAGCUGGAGUACACGGAGGAGGAGAUCCUGGAUAUGGAGCGCAAGGAAGAGCAGGCCGAGGCCGUGUCUGAGCGGAGCUGGCAGGCCGACUCGGUGGACAGUGGCUGCAGCAGCUGUGCCCAGACCAGCCCCCCGCACCCCGAGCCCUGCUGUGUUGGGGUCGACUCCAUCCAUGGACACCCGUUUGCUGGCCAGGCAGAUCCUUACAGCCCUGAGAAACUUCAGCCCCCGCCUGCAAAGGUUGAUAAGGAAACCAACACAGAAGACCUCUUUCCAGAAGUAGUGAGUUUUCCGAAGGAGCGGCCAGGUCGCAGGGCCCGCGGGGCGCCUUUCUCCCGGAGCAGCACCAUAGUCCGUUCACAGACUUUCUCGCCUGGGGCUCGAAGCCAGUAUGUUUGCAGACUUUAUCGUAGUGACAGUGACAGUUCAACACUGCCCCGGAAGUCCCCCUUUGUCCGAAAUACUUUGGAAAGACGAACCCUUCGCUAUAAGCAGUCCUGUAGGUCAUCCCUGGCCGAGCUCAUGGCCCGCACCUCCCUGGACCUGGAGCUGGACCUCCAGGCGUCGAGAACUCGGCAGAGGCAGCUGAACGAGGAGAUCGGCACCCUUCGCGAGCUGAGGCAGCGGUUGGAGGACGCCCAGCUCCGGGGCCAGACCGACCUCCCCCACUGGGUGCUGAGGGACGAGCGAUUCCGGAGUCUGCUGAAGGAAGCAGAGAGGCAGACAAGACAGACCAAACUUGACUUCCAUCAAGAACAGGCAGCUGAGAAGAUGCUGAAGAAGGCUUCCAAAGGGGUCUGCCAGCUGCGCGGGCAGAACCACAAAGAGCCCAUCCAAGUGCAGACCUUCAGGGAGAAGAUAGCAUUUUUUACAAGACCAAGGAUUAACAUACCUCCUCUGCCCGCCGACGAUGUUUGAUGUAGUGCUUUGUACACAUGAAGUAUUUAUCUGCCUGUUUUAUUUUCAUGAAGUUCUUAGACUAGCUAAAUUUGUCUUUAAAAUAUUUGUGCAAAGCUAUUAAUAUACACAUUUUGUAAAAAAAAAUCAAGCACAUAUAUCUAUACAUAUAUAUUUUAUAAUAGUGACGGCAACAGGGCUUGGUUUUCCCUUGUUGUGAAAUUGACAUCUCUGAAGACAAGUUAUUUUAUAAAAGAUCAACUAUCAUGUUAAGAAUGUACAGUUUUUAUGCUGUUUUAUUUGACUUAAAGGCUGGAAGACAGAAACGAAGUGAGUUCAGGCAAAUUCACUGUAUUGUAAUUUAUUUAUAGUACUUUUUUUUCCUUGAAGGAAAAUACUGACUUUAAGAUGUAUUUUAAGACUGAAAUUUUGUUCUUCGGUAUUUGUCAUGCAGUAGAAUGGAACUUUGGGGCCGGUUUUGUUUUUGACACGGAAAUGCAAACACUAUGUGCUAAAUUCGUCAGUCACUUGUUCCAAGUUUCUCAUGUGUGCCUUUAUCAUGCAUGUUGUCCACUUUCACACUCUGUGUUCUGUUAAGGUCCCCCCAAGGUGGCUCAGUUGUGGUUUGCACGUGAGAGCAUCGCAGAGCUCUGUCUCCCACGUGGACUGUGUGCUGAGAGCCCCUCAUUUCUGUGUUGUCACAGCACGCCAUUUUCUGUGCUCCCCAUGAGACUGAAGCAGGCCACAGAGCCCCUGGCGUCCUGGCUUUGGCCUGCCUGUCCAUAGUGGGCGGCUGCCCACACUGCCCCUGAACCAGACCCCAGGCAGCCCUGCCUUUCCAGUAUGCUCCAUCUGACCAUGACCCACCAGGAAGAUGGUGCUGGAGCUCCCGUUCUACUGCUCUGUCAUGAAGGAAAGUGAAAGGGAACUAGAAACACACACUUUUGUGAGUCAGUGAAUCCGCUGAUGGAGACAGAUCAGCGGUUAUGACGGUUAUGCCGUAGACAUGAUGAUCUCUGAAGGCGCUUUUUAGUGAAGGGAAGCAUGUGUGGGUAACUCCAGUUACCCAGCGAGUCACUUCCAGGAGAGUAUUUGAUUUAUUUGAUUGAAAUCACAAUCCCCCCCCCAAUACUCGAGUUUACCCAUAUUUCUUAAGAAAUCAUAGAAGUAGUUCACGAGGAAAAUUUUUUUAUGUAAUAAAAAUACACCAUUAUUCUCUUAAAAUGCCAAAUGAUAUCACUAUUUUGCCUAAUACAUAUUUAUUAUAUAUGAAAUGCACUCUCCUUGAUGAGGCCUUUGGGAAGUAAAUGAGGUGGUCACGCGAAAUAUAAAAGAAAACAGAACUCUCUUGCUAGAUUUUUCUGUCCCUCCCUUGGAAAUGGCCCCCUUUAAUCAACGUCGCUUUCUUCUCAUUAGUCUGCAGCCUCCCCCUUGUAUAACCUGCUUUCCCUUUUGCAUUUAUUAAAAAUCAAUUUUGUAAAAGCCUUUCACUGACACGCGACCUGUCACGGGCAAUGGAAUUUGUCGGUGGUGGUAAGACUGAACCUAUGCUUUUUCACAGUUGUCAUUUCUUGCUCUGUAUUUCUGCCUCUAGUCUCGCUUUUUUUUUUUUUGCCUAAUCUCUGUGUACAUACCCACAACAGAGGUGG